This is a messenger RNA of Poecilia latipinna (sailfin molly), 1619 nucleotides long. Its product is annotated as acyl-CoA-binding domain-containing protein 5-like. The record is from RefSeq and is a predicted model, not a curated record. Bases 1 to 738 code for a protein of 245 amino acids. Lineage: Eukaryota; Metazoa; Chordata; Actinopteri; Cyprinodontiformes; Poeciliidae. The transcript is spliced from 7 exons.
AUGAGAAACUCUUCCAGCAUUGUCCUUAAUGUCCCCACUGCCUGUGACAGAGCCCUGGAUUGGAGAGACGACCACGGUGCGAAUCCUGAGCGGAACCGUCGACCCACAGACUCUGACAACGAGGAGUUCUGUGACUCAAUGGAGCAUCUGGCCAUGGAGGAGCGGCUGCCUCCGUCUAAAGGCCGGUCCCCCGGGUCGGGAGCUACAUCGGCGAAGACGAGCGACGUUUGGUUUGAGAGCAGCACGACCUUGAAAGAUGCCGAAGACGAAGGACCGGCGGGAGAUUUCCACAUGAAAGAAAAAGCGGCUCUGAGAAAGCACAGCAGCUCCUUGUCGAAACGAGAACGAGGGCGAGGUUCGCCCAGAGCCACCUGCUUCCCUCUGCGUUGUGCAAGCGCAGACGCUGCCUGUGGUUGUGUGUUGCGGAGCACACAUCCUGCCGUUGCUACGAGGGGAAACAUGAACGAGCAAAUAGCAGCUACUCUGCAGAGGCUGCAGCACAACAUGGCCGACGUGCUGCACAGGCUGCAUGCUCUAGAAGAGCUCACCAGGUCACAGUCAAGACCUCCAUCUCCAAGACAGGAAGGCUUCCUACCUGUCCCACGAAAGCUCCUGAGGCCGUCUUGGUGGCCUUUCCACCUCUCUCCACUCACUGUGGUGUUGACGGCACUCUGGCCUCUUGUCACCCACUGGCUUGUCCAACUUUAUUUCCAGCGUAAAAGAAGGAAAAUACCGUGAGGGUUCUGACACCCGGCAGGAACCAAAAACGCACUUUUGUUUCCCUGUGGCUUCGCUCCAGCUGACAUUCCAAACGUGCAGUUAUGAAACUUAAAUCUGAAAACUGCAGGAAAUUGGUGGUUUCUCCUAAGCAAGGGGAGCCCUGUUAGGUGUGUGAGAAGGUUUAAUUAUAGCCUGUAGCCACAAAAUGACUGAAAUGAAAUGAUAGUUUAUGAUUAUACAGUGACUGUAGUUCACCAGUGUUGGGAGUUUUCUAGAUUCUCGUUAUUAUUUAUUUGGUGGAUCACGUUUGUGCAGUUUAGUUAAUUUUAAUGUAUCGGGAAGAUAUAUUUAUAAAUAAUAAAUCGGUGUUUAACGUGCGUGUUUGUUUAUUUUUUUACAUUUAAAUAGGCCGAGGGUAUUUCUCUUAAUAUCUGAUAUACAUUUCAUGUAGCAAGCAGAGAUUUUAAUAUGUAGCUUGUCGCUGCAGUGCACUAAUAACGAUUCCUCCUUUUACAAAAGCUGAGUCAAAAGCUGACUGCUGAGUCGGCUUUUGUUUUUGUAAUUUAGAAAACAAAAAACCUGUGUGAGGUGGGGGAAAAGAAAAGAAGAAAAAUAUAUGCUUUUAAAAAAUGAAAAAUAAUAAAAGCAACACAGAAACUUCUAUUGCACAUACUGCGAGGUUUGCAGUAUGUGGUUUCAGGUGUGUGUUUAUGUCAUAAUUCCUCCUACAUCUGCAACAUAUACUACAGACAAUCUAUAUUAGCCUUAGCUAAUCAUUCAUCUAGUCAGUUUUACAGUAUAAAUUAAGAUGAUGUAAAUUUUACACAAUCUUACAGCAAGACUAGUUGUAAUAUGUGACUGAAACUUGAAAUGUAUAAUAAAACAUUUUUUGUAACAAA